AGGGACGAGCACCUGACAAUUUAGCUCAAGGAAAACCACCGACACAGUUAAAUCACCAUUUUGAGUUGACAGCACCUGAUGUUCCAGAUCAAACAAAUUAUCAGACUAGUUUGUCACAUGAUGAUUAUAACAAGAAAGGUGGCGUCAAGACCGUACCAUGUCCCAUAGACAGAACCAUUAACUGGCCGGAUAUGGCACCACAGUAUAUGGAGAAUCCUACAUUAGGUGAUACAGAAUAUUCUAAUCAGUACAUGUCUACAGAACAUGCGUUGAUGGCCCCAGUUCACCCCAAGAUCAACACAUCAAAGGUUCAACUUCCACUCGACCCAGAGAAAUAUCAGAGACUAGGUGAUGCUAGUAUAGUUCUCGGAUCAGAUGUCAACAAAUUAGCCAGUGAACAUCAGAGUUGCUUCUCAGAAGAUAGAUUAAAGGGGAGAACCAACCCAUCAGCAUCUCUGUCAAAUACGUCAUCUUUAAAAAAUACGUCACACGUUUUUAGAGCUGGUGAUUACAAUAACUCCGGUGCGAGUUUUGAGACUAAUAAUAUGACAGAUUACGGACCUAGAACCAAAUCACCAUGUCAACAAGUUACAGCUAAACUUCUGCAACAAGCAAACCCAUCGAUGAAGGUGGAUUCUAGUUUAUUAGAAGAAAAUCAUUUAAAUAGACAUGCCCAACAGGUGACAGUACCCGGGGUAUAUAGAGUAUCACAUGGCGAUUUUAUGGCCCCGCCCUCCACAUUUAAACCUAUGACACCAAAGAGAGCCCCACCUGUCAGGUUUGAUUUUCUGAAAGCCAAUGAUGCUCUUCCUUAUUCGGCUCCUAUCAGUGGAAGUGAGGCUAAGAACACAUUUACUGGAACGUUGAUGAAUGGCUACGAGGCGUUACAGAGACGAUAUGCCAAGGAAUACAAUUGUCGAUCGGGAGUCGAACUCAACAGAGAUACACAUUUCACGAUCGGUAUUGAAAAUCUAACACCGGACCAUACGACUGAAAACAGAUCGAUGUUUACUGGGGCGCCGAUAGCUGAUCGGAUCCAGAGGACAGCUGGUAUCAGAGAGAUUAUACCGGAGAGACAGUUCAGUCAUCUCAGCGUCAGUGAAAAUACGUCCGAUUACACAGCGGCCGAUCCUUACGUUGCGAGUACGAAGGAAGCAUUACGAGCCAGGAAUCUCUGCAUGAGCGAAAGAAAUUCCGGAAAGAAACAGACACCGUUUGAAACAUCGGUGAUGAGAAAUGAUUUUGUUCCACUUGACUCUUCAAGGUUUACAGAAAGUCAUCAGAAGAGAAUAGAACAAGUUAAUAAAAUAUUUAACCAACCUCUAGAAAAAUCACACCUGUUUCACACAGAUACGUCAGGAGGUAACAACAUGGUGUCAACGUCUAUGAAUGAUUUUGUUAAACCCGAACAUAUGUCAGGACAGAAGUUAUUAGGUGCAAGAUAGAUCAAAGUUUUAUUUAUUGAUGUACAUGAUUUUAUAUC
Messenger RNA from Patella vulgata (common limpet), 1483 nucleotides. RefSeq lists its product as uncharacterized. The transcript is spliced from 13 exons. The record is from RefSeq and is a predicted model, not a curated record. Lineage: Eukaryota; Metazoa; Mollusca; Gastropoda; Patellidae. Bases 192 to 1445 code for a protein of 417 amino acids.